AUUCCAAGCAAAGCUCUGGACCAUCUCAUUUUGGAUGAUCAUCAUGGUGUUAUUUACUGUUUUGUACCUAUAGCAUGUACCAACUGGAAACGAGUCAUGAUUGUGCUCAGCCAGAAUCUGAUAGCGCUCCAUAUCUGGAUUCUCUUGACAUACCAUCAGCGUUAUCCCACAAUGCUACUCUGCAUUUGACAUUUAACAAGUUUUGGAGACAUUUUGGACGUUACUCACGUCCUUUGAUGCAUCACAAACUGAAGAAUUACACGAAGUUCCUUUUUGUACGGGAUCCUUUUGUACGACUUGUUUCUGCUUUCUGCUUUCAGAACAAGUUUGCUCGGCCUAAUGAGGAUUUCUGCAGACAGUUUGGCUCUGUAAUGCUUCAGCGUUAUGCAAAUAUUUCCCCUGAUUCCGUUCAAGCAGCCUUCGCCGCAGGUAUCAGAUUGUCCUUUACACACUUUAUUAAGUACCUGUUAGAUCCACAGACUGAAAAGGAGAAGCCUUUCAAUGAGCAUUGGCAGCAGAUGUACAGACUCUGCCACCCGUGCCAGAUUGAGUAUGACUUUGUUGGGAAACUGGAAACACUUGAUGAGGAUACAGAACAUUUGUAG
Molecule: messenger RNA, 605 nt
Organism: Cyprinus carpio (common carp)
Lineage: Eukaryota; Metazoa; Chordata; Actinopteri; Cypriniformes; Cyprinidae
Product: carbohydrate sulfotransferase 12-like
Exons: 1
Coding region: 75-605 (176 amino acids)
Biological process (GO): proteoglycan biosynthetic process; carbohydrate biosynthetic process
Cellular component (GO): membrane
Molecular function (GO): sulfotransferase activity
Source: RefSeq, a predicted model, not a curated record